Myotis myotis is the source of this 2424-nucleotide messenger RNA. Its product is annotated as pre-mRNA-splicing factor ISY1 homolog. The record is from RefSeq and is a predicted model, not a curated record. The coding region runs from base 720 to 1577 and encodes 285 amino acids. Gene Ontology annotation, biological process: mRNA 3'-splice site recognition; generation of catalytic spliceosome for second transesterification step. The transcript is spliced from 12 exons. Gene Ontology annotation, cellular component: post-spliceosomal complex; catalytic step 2 spliceosome; Prp19 complex. Lineage: Eukaryota; Metazoa; Chordata; Mammalia; Chiroptera; Vespertilionidae.
CUGCUGAAUCGUAGCUAUAAUUUAUUUAUAUUCAAACUUAUAUAGUGUCACCAGAUUCUUUGUGUGCCACCAAUGAGGAAUGCUUCUUAGUACACUUGGCAAAUCUGAAACCCGCCCAGUCGGUUGUGAGAAUUCGGUCCAUUCAUUGAGAAGAGAGCAUGAGAGAGUAGCCACAACAACUUCACACAACCUUAGACAAUUGCAGCGCUGCUGGUUCCUGCAGUACUGAUAAUUACCGCGUGAAAUUUCGCAGUUGUUCUCGCGGGAGAAAACCAGCCGCCGGGGCAGAGUCGCAGUACUGGUGCGCAAGCGCAAUUUUGCCAACGCCCCAUUCUUCCUACGCACGCGCUGGUGACGUCAGAAGUCAAGGGAAGGCCGCCUACAAGGGCAAGUCUGCAUUUCCUCCCCCUUCCCUGGCCCAUUCUCAGUUUCACUUCCGGUCCCUUAUUUCCGGUUCCUUCCCUGCCCCCCUUUUUUCCUUCCGACAGAAAAAUCGGUGGUGCGUCAGUUAGAAUCUUCAGUUCCCGCCGGGGUUGGCCUCCCCUGAGGCCGGGAAGUUCUCUGGCCACGCGGUCCGAGGGCGGCCCCCCUUACUUGCACCAUGGGAUAAUUGACUUGGCACUAAUGUGACAAUACUUACAUAAAACUCACUUUGUAAAAGUUUUCCUCAAAUUGCAUUGCCGGGGAACAGGCAGUUGUGAUGCUGGAUAGGAAGUGCCAUGGCCCGAAAUGCAGAAAAGGCCAUGACGGCCUUAGCAAGAUUUCGCCAAGCUCAAUUGGAAGAGGGAAAAGUGAAGGAACGAAGACCCUUCCUUGCCUCAGAAUGUACUGAGUUGCCGAAAGCUGAGAAGUGGAGACGACAGAUCAUUGGAGAGAUCUCUAAAAAAGUGGCUCAAAUUCAGAAUGCUGGUUUAGGUGAAUUCCGAAUUCGUGACCUGAAUGAUGAAAUUAACAAAUUGCUAAGAGAGAAAGGACACUGGGAGGUCCGGAUAAAGGAGCUGGGUGGUCCUGAUUAUGUAAAAGUUGGCCCUAAAAUGCUGGAUCAUGAAGGCAAAGAAGUCCCGGGAAAUCGAGGUUACAAAUACUUUGGAGCAGCAAAAGAUUUGCCUGGUGUUAGAGAGCUAUUUGAAAAAGAACCUCUUCCUCCUCCAAGAAAGACACGUGCUGAGCUCAUGAAGGCAAUUGAUUUUGAAUACUACGGCUACCUAGAUGAAGAUGAUGGUGUUAUUGUGCCUUUGGAACAGGAAUAUGAAAAGAAAUUCAGAGCCCAGUUAGUGGAAAAGUGGAAAGCAGAGAGAGAGGCUCGGCUGGCAAGAGGAGAAAAGGAAGAGGAGGAGGAAGAGGAGGAAGAAAUCAACAUCUAUGCUGUCACGGAGGAGGAGUCUGAUGAGGAAGGCAGCCAGGAGAAAGGAGGCGAAGAUGAGCAGCAGAAGUUCAUCGCCCAUGUCCCUGUGCCGUCGCAGCAAGAGAUCGAGGAGGCACUUGUGCGAAGGAAGAAGAUGGAACUCCUCCAGAAGUAUGCAAGUGAGACCCUGCAGGCCCAGAGCGAAGAGGCCAAAAGACUCAUGGGAUAUUAGGGCUGAGUGAGGGUGCUCCCUGGGUCUGGAAACCUGUUGGAAGUUCUUCAGCCCCAGCUGGCCCUUGCAUUAACCUACAGGGUUCUGCUGUCCUGGGACUACAGACUGGCAGGCUAGUGCGGCAAGGCUCCCUGCUACUUCUUACCAUUCGUUCUUUUACCUUUUCUUACCUCAGCUAUGGUCUCAGGGGAGGAGUCUGUCCCAUCCCUCCCUUGCAGGCUGCCUACAUGCUAUCAGUUUAGCUGUCACCUUUGUACAAAUGUUUUGCUACUGUAUGAACCCACUUAUUUUUAUAUUGAAUGGGUAAAACAGGCUGCUAACUGGCUGCCUAUAAGUGUUUUAUUUAUCCUUUAAUGCCAUUUGGUGGGGAGGGUGAUCAAUUAGUGACCACCAUUUAAAAAAAUGAAGUUUUUCCUAACAAGACAUUAUUUGUAACUCCUCUUGAAAAAAGGAAAUGUGUCAACCCUGAGCCCACAUCCCAUGUGUCAGUAGCCAGCCAGAGCUGUACCUUUUGGGCCUGGCAUAGUUUUCUGUGGCCUGCUCAGCUUGCCUCAUUCCCUCCUGCCCAGGUGGCAGGAAAUUGAAUUUGCUAUUUCUGUUUUAUGACUGGUUCUGUAGAGAGCUAUUUUUUAAAAAUUAAAAUUUAUUUUUUUAAAUUAAAUUUAUUGGGGUGACAUUGGUUAAUAGAAUCAUAUAGGUUUCAGGUAUAGAUGUCUAUGAUACAAGAUCUAUAUGUUGCAUUGUGUACCCACAAAUCAAAGUCAAUCUUCCAUCACCAUAUAUUAGGCCACUUGAGAGCUAUUUUUAUUAAAGAUUUUUAUAUGAAGGGGAAACCUCCAUGCCUGCA